GUGGCCUUGUCUUCGUCUUUCUCUUCUCCUUGCUCGGAUGGAGCCCAGCUCCCGGCAGACUCCUGUCCGCUGUCUUUUCAAGACCAAACACCAUGCCUUCAAUUAAGUUACAGAGUUCUGAUGGAGACAUUUUUGAAGUUGAUGUAGAAAUUGCCAAACAAUCUGUGACCAUCAAGACCAUGUUGGAAGAGUUGGGAAUGGAUGAUGAAGGAGAUGAUGACCCAGUUCCUCUACCAAAUGUUAAUGCAGCAAUAUUCAAAGAGGUCAUUCAGUGGUGCACCCACCACAAGGGCUAUCCUCCUCCUCCUGAGGAUGAUGAGAACAAAGAAAAGCGCACAGAUGAUAUUCCUGUGUGGGACCAAGAAUUCCUGAAAGUUGAUCAAGGAACACUUUUUGAACUUAUUCUGGCUGCAAACUACUUAGAUAUCAAAGGUUUGCUUGAUGUCACAUGCAAGACUGUUGCCAAUAUGAUUAAGGGGAAAACUCCCGAGGAGAUUCGCAAAACUUUCAACAUCAAGAACGACUACUGAAGAGGAGGAAGCCCAGGUACGCAAAGAGAACCAGUGGUGUGAAGAGAAGUGAAAUGUGCCUGACACUGUAACACUAUAAGAAUUGUUCCAAAUACUA
Molecule: messenger RNA, 627 nt
Organism: Perognathus longimembris pacificus (Pacific pocket mouse)
Lineage: Eukaryota; Metazoa; Chordata; Mammalia; Rodentia; Heteromyidae
Product: S-phase kinase-associated protein 1-like
Exons: 1
Coding region: 93-530 (145 amino acids)
Biological process (GO): SCF-dependent proteasomal ubiquitin-dependent protein catabolic process
Cellular component (GO): cytoplasm; nucleus
Molecular function (GO): cullin family protein binding
Source: RefSeq, a predicted model, not a curated record